Molecule: messenger RNA, 912 nt
Organism: Fonsecaea multimorphosa CBS 102226
Lineage: Eukaryota; Fungi; Ascomycota; Eurotiomycetes; Chaetothyriales; Herpotrichiellaceae
Exons: 2
Coding region: 1-912 (303 amino acids)
Source: RefSeq, a predicted model, not a curated record
AUGGCAGAGAAUGAUGUCUGGUUGAUUACCGGGUGCUCCUCUGGGCUGGGCAAAGCUCUUGCGGAGUACUCCUACAAGGCGGGCUCUGUCGUUGUGGCUACGGCUCGGAAGCCCGAGACGCUCUCAUACCUUCCUGACAGCCCGAACGUCCUCAAACUUGGUCUGGAUGUUACUUCGAAAGAUCAAGUUGCUGAGGUGAUCCAGGCGGCAGUCGACAAGUUUGGCGGCAUAGAUGUCGUGGUCAACAAUGCAGGGUACGGCGUGACUGGUGACACUGAAGUCCUCCCCGAUGCCGAUGCACGCGCACAGCUCGAGACCAAUUUCUGGGGUGCCGUCAAUGUCACUAAGGCGGCUCUCCCUAUCCUGCGAGAAGUCAACCCACCGGGCAAGGGCGGCCUGAUCAUGCAGAUCUCGUCUGUUGGUGGCAGAGUUUGUUUCGCUGGUGGAGCUUACUACCAUGCCAGCAAAUUCGCCCUGGAAGGAUUCACAGAUUCCCUUGCGAAAGAGAUGCAUCCGGACUGGAACAUCAAGUUCACCAUUAUCGAGCUUGGUGCAGUGGCAACCAAUUUUCCGCAGAACAUGGUGCUGCCCCCGCGCCAUCCAGCCUAUGAGGACCCUGCUUGUGGAUAUAAUGCGCUCAGGGCCUACCUUACCAGUGCAGCGAACGCUGUGCAGUGGAAUGAUGCAGCAGUCAGUGCUCAAGUCUUGCAUGAGCUUGCAUCCAGAAGGAAUGACACCACUCCGCCUUUGAGACUCGCCCUGGGCGCCGAUUCUUGGGCCGCUGUCAAGGCCGAACUGGAAGGCAUCAUGAGAGAGCAUGAAAGCUGGAGGACUGUCGCAGAGAGCACUUCCCAUGCCGAGAAUGCACGAGCAACCGAGUUUUUGCUCAAGCACGGUGCGCUAGUUACCUGA